Messenger RNA from Microtus oregoni (creeping vole), 2197 nucleotides. Its product is annotated as acylglycerol kinase, mitochondrial. Gene Ontology annotation, molecular function: ceramide kinase activity; acylglycerol kinase activity; ATP-dependent diacylglycerol kinase activity. The record is from RefSeq and is a predicted model, not a curated record. The transcript has 16 exons. Lineage: Eukaryota; Metazoa; Chordata; Mammalia; Rodentia; Cricetidae. The coding region runs from base 47 to 1312 and encodes 421 amino acids. Gene Ontology annotation, cellular component: mitochondrion; TIM22 mitochondrial import inner membrane insertion complex. Gene Ontology annotation, biological process: ceramide biosynthetic process; protein insertion into mitochondrial inner membrane.
GAGCACACAGGAAAGGCCGGGCGCCGAGCGGCGGGUAGCGGAGAAGAUGACUGCAUUCUUUAGAACACUUCGAAAUCACUGGAAGAAAACUACAGCUGGGCUCUGCUUUCUGACGUGGGGAGGUCACUGGCUCUAUGGAAAGCACUGUGAUAACCUGCUAAGAAGAGCAGCCUGUCAAGAAGCUCAGGUGUUUGGCAACCAGCUCAUUCCUCCCAAUGCACAAGUGAAGAAAGCCACAGUCUUUCUCAAUCCUGCGGCCUGCAAAGGCAAAGCCAGAGCUCUAUUUGAGAAAAAUGCUGCCCCAAUUUUACACCUGUCUGGCAUGGAUGUGACGGUUGUCAAGACAGAUUAUGAGGGACAGGCCAAGAAGCUCUUGGAACUGAUGGAAAACACAGAUGUGAUCAUCGUUGCUGGAGGAGAUGGGACACUGCAGGAGGUUGUUACUGGAGUCCUUCGAAGGACAGAUGAGGCUACCUUCAGUAAGAUUCCAAUUGGAUUUAUCCCGCUGGGACAGACCAGUAGUUUGAGUCACACCCUCUUUGCCGAAAGUGGAAACAAAGUCCAACACAUUACAGACGCCACACUCGCCAUUGUGAAAGGAGAAACGGUUCCGCUUGAUGUCUUGCAGAUCAAGGGCGAAAAGGAACAACCUGUUUUUGCAAUGACUGGCCUCCGAUGGGGAUCCUUCAGAGAUGCUGGCGUCAAAGUUAGCAAGUACUGGUAUCUCGGUCCACUGAAGAUCAAAGCAGCCCACUUUUUCAGCACUCUACAGGAGUGGCCUCAGACUCAUCAGGCCUCCAUCUCUUACACGGAACCUACAGAGCGACCUCCCAGUGAGCCUGAAGAGAUCCCUCCCCGACCUUCUCUGUACAGGAGAAUAUUGCGCAGGCUUGCCUCAUUCUGGGCACAGCCACAGGAUGCCUUCUCCCGAGAAGUGAGCCCAAAGAUCUGGAAAGAUGUACAACUGUCCACGAUUGAGCUGUCCAUCACAACCAGAAACAGCCAACUUGACCUGAUGAGCAAAGAAGACUUUAUGAACAUUUGCAUCGAGCCUGAUACUGUCAGCAAAGGAGAUUUCAUAACCAUAGGAAGUAAGAAGAUGAGAGACCCCGACCUGCGUGCAGCUGGUACUGAGUGUCUCCAGGCCAGCCACUGCACUCUCCUCCUUCCUGAGGGAACUGAGGGCUCCUUCAGCAUCGACAGCGAGGAGUAUGAAGCCAUGCCUGUGGAGGUGACGCUGAUGCCCAGGAAACUGCAGUUCUUCUGUGACCCACGGAAGAGGGAGCAGAUGCUGCAGAGUGCAUCUCAGUGAUCCGGCUGCAGCACGGCGCUGGCGGACUGCCCUUCACGCCACCAGUGGGACCACAAGGGAAUGGGUGUGCUUCUUUCCCCAGAGUGUUGUCACAGGAUCCCAAGGGAAUUUUCAUGGCAAGUAGUCCUGACCUCUCCUCUCCUGACUUGUAGUGCUUCCUAGUGAGCAUACCCUGUCACCCUCACCCACUUGGUGACCAGCAUCCCUUAAGUCCUGCUUUCCUGUGCUGUGGUAGUCGAUCCCUCCUCCUUAGUGGUUUGCUCAGGCCGGUUCAAGGAAGUUCUUGUGCUCAGCUGUGCAGAGUUGGAAAGGGUUGGAAUUUUGUGAUUGCCCCACAGUGGAGAGUGGAAUAUGGAGACUAAGCUACGGUUCCCGUUUUCUGACCAUCCUAGGGCAUCCAAGGGAAGCAGCUGCCUUCUCUGGGUGCCUCUCUCAUGGGUGCUGUUCCUCCGUGCUCCAAUUGGUUGGUCUCAAUCUGGAAAGCAGACGUGAGGUUGUUUCCUUUUCAGCCCUGGCUAACAUAUGAUAAAAUGCUAUUAAAAGACAAAUUUGCGCUUCUUCUUUGUUAGUUUGCAUGUGUAUGACAGAAGCGCACGUUGAAACUAACCGACCUGGGACCCACCCCCAAGCUGUGUAGCUCAAUCUGGCAGGAAUCUUCAUUUUAAACGGCUGCUUCACAGCUGAACCAACCAGACCUGGAGAAUGUAUUUUAAAACUACUUCAAAACUCCUGCUUUUCCCAAAUGUAUUAUUUUUUUUUAAAAAAAUCACGUAUUCAUGUUGACAUCUAUCAUUUUUCAUGGGAAGCUAAAGACUUGUCAGUGUACUUUCUAGUGUUGUGUAAAUACCGUUGUUUACAAAUAAAGUGUUGCAUCAUUCUUUUAAA